UGUCAGGGAAAGUCUGACCGUCUUCAGCGGCCUCUCGAAUCACAGCAAGUUGGAGCAUUCCUUCCUCAACUGAUCAGCCAUGGCUUCCCUAACAGCCGUAGGGAGCGAGGUGCUCGUCGCGUCUUUCACAUGCCAGCCGCAGAAUUCUGCCGCGGUCAGCCGCGCUGCAUCCUUUCCGAUCAGCUCUGCUCUUUCCACUCGUUGCUCGUUCCAAAGCCGAAACCCUAACGCGAGGCGAGGAGCUUCCGUGGUCAGGAGAGCGUUGAGCGGGGGUCCCAAUCGCAACCGGGACGAGAAGAAUGAUCCAGCGAAAGUGAUUGAGUUUUCAGGGUCGGACGAUAGCGAUGCUGAGGCAGCUAGCAGGGAGAAAUCCGCGGGUCAGCUUGACGACAUCGGCGCGGAGCUAGCUCGCCUUAGGCAGGAACGCGCCGCAGCGGAAACAGCGGCGAAAGCUGAUGAAGGGAUUGGCGGAUUCUGGCGUGGAGUUAUGGAAGAGACGCAGAUGAUUCAAUGGCCGGCUUUCACUUCCGUCCUGGGGACGACUGGUGUUGUGGUGGUUGUUAUCGUGACCUCCGCUGUCGUUCUUCUGACUGUCAAUGCGCUGUUAGCCAACUUCUCAGACGCCCUUUUUGAGUUGCCAGCAGUCAGGGAGGUCUGGCACCUGUAAGCUCUGUUGCUUCCACUUCAAAGGAAGCUUUUUAGGGCUGUUGUUGUUCAUGUCAAGUCAGAUGAUGCUGCAUGCAAUGGUUUCAAUGUCUCCUUUUUCAACGCUUGCCACUCAAAUGUGAAGUAGGCUACGUGUAGGCUCAUUGAAAGCAUGUAAAGCUACUUGGCCACUGUAGGACAAGCAGAAGAGCAGUGCGUGGUUCCAUAUUUAGA
Molecule: messenger RNA, 879 nt
Organism: Closterium sp. NIES-67
Lineage: Eukaryota; Viridiplantae; Streptophyta; Zygnematophyceae; Desmidiales; Closteriaceae
Source: the annotation of a GenBank genome assembly